This is a messenger RNA of Meriones unguiculatus (Mongolian gerbil), 1804 nucleotides long. RefSeq names its product zinc finger protein 394-like. The transcript has 7 exons. The record is from RefSeq and is a predicted model, not a curated record. Lineage: Eukaryota; Metazoa; Chordata; Mammalia; Rodentia; Muridae. Bases 205 to 1137 code for a protein of 310 amino acids.
CACACGACGGGCCCGGCUUUUGUAUCUCUCUGUCCGGGGUAGGCGUGGGUUGAUGACGCACUUCCGGCCUGGUUUUUUUUUUUCUCUCCCGCUGGCGCGCUGGCCGGGGUCGUGAGCUGUCGUGGCGGUGUUUUGGGGGAAACGGUGGCCGCGCGCCCCGCUUUCCGGGAAUCUCAUCGGGGUCUCGUGGCCCCGGAGGCUGCGAUGGCGGUGGCCUGCGCGGUCGUGUUGGCGUUGAAAGCAGAAGCGGAGGAGGAAGAGAAGGAUCCCGGGGACUGGCGAGACCCCGAAACCUCCCGGAGAUGCUUCUGGCGGCUGCGCUCCGGGGACGUGUCCGGCCCGGAGGAGGCGCUGAGCCGCCGGCGGGAGCUGUGCCGCCGCUGGCUGCGGCCCGAGCGGCGCUCCGAGGAGCGGAUGCUGGAGCUGCUGGUCCUCGAGCAGUUCCUCAGCCUCCUCGCGCGCCGGCUGCAGGACCCCGUGCGCCACCUGCCCCCCGAGAGCGGGGAGGAGGCAGGGGCCUGGGCGCGCGCCCUGCACCCGGCCUCCCCGCAGGGCACCCCGACUUUCAAGGCCAAGGCUGGAUCACCGACCCGGGGAGAGUGGCAGCAGCUGGCCGCGGCCCCCCAGAAUGGCUUGUGCAAAGAGAGCACUGAGGACUAUGGGAGCACGGCCUUGCCCGGCCUGGAGAACCAAGCUGCCUGGAACCCCAUCCUGAUCCCAAAGCAGGAGAAGGACUGCAAGAAGGAGGUCAAGCCUGCGCAGGCCUGGUACAAGGCGCGCCCCCAAGGACGGACCUCAACAGGGAAGAGAAACUACCUAAAGAUGCUGUCCUGCCACCGCCACACCCCCAGGGUUCUCCAGGAGAGCCAAGGUACCACAGCUACCAUGCACGUCCCCUGUGGGGUCAACGAGGAAGAGCUUUGGAGAAGUGGAGAGCCGGGGUGCACAGCCAUCUCACAGGUCCCCUGUGGGGCCAAGGAGGAGGGGCUUUGGAGAAGUGACAACUUUGAGGAGGUUGUCACCGCCCUUGCCCUUGCUCAGGAUCAACUUUACCACUUUUGUGAAGUAGUCCCCACUGGAGAACGAGUUUGCUGUGGGGAGUGGAGCCCAGCUCAUCUCCUCCGUCUGCUACUUUGAGUCUGAAAAGGACUGGUGGGUGAGCAAGCACAUUAAGAAGCCCAUUCCACAGUCCUCAGCUUGGGCUGGCACCCCAACAACAUUUUGCUGGCUGUAGCAUCAUGUGACUUCAAAUCCAGUGUGUCGACUCUGAAGACAGAAUUUCUACCACUGCUCAGUUUGUCCUCAGAGAAGAGCAUCGUGGCCGAGCCAUGUGUCAAUUUACAAGGUAGACCAGCAAGACUGUCGAAAAUUCUGCACCACGGGCAUCGACGGGGCCAUGAUGAUCUGGGAUUUCAAGAUAUGUCUCUCCAGUGGUGGUCGGCAGUGCUGGGGUGCAGACCAGGCCAUGCACGCACUAUCCACUGAGCCGCCCUGCCGCAGUGUCUGCUGAAGAGCCGGCAUUGGAGUCCCUAAGGGGAGCACAGCCCCCAGCAGGUCGAGACCUGUCCUAGGAGAAUCCAUAAACUACGUGGAAGCCUGUGAGGAGUUCACCACCAAUGGAAUGUACUGAACCUCGCUAUGCCAAGGCUCCUGAGACAGAACAAGAAAAAAACAACAUCUCUCCUUGUUUGAUGAUAUUUUGGUUGUGUCUAAUAACCUUUGAGUAUGUCCCUCAUGCCUGCCACUUUGAUUAGGCUUUACUGUACAAAAAUAAAAUAGUUUUGAUUUAUGUAUUGCUUUAUAA